Molecule: messenger RNA, 1870 nt
Organism: Pogoniulus pusillus (Red-fronted tinkerbird)
Lineage: Eukaryota; Metazoa; Chordata; Aves; Piciformes; Lybiidae
Gene: XAF1
Product: XIAP associated factor 1
Exons: 10
Coding region: 720-1643 (307 amino acids)
Biological process (GO): apoptotic process
Cellular component (GO): mitochondrion
Source: RefSeq, a predicted model, not a curated record
ACUUUGCUUUCCUCCUCCUGCGCCGCCGAUUGUUUGGGUUACUGCAGUGGGAGAGAACAAUGUGGGAUGGAAGAGGCUUGUUUGGAUGGGAAACGAUCCACACCAAUUUCUGAGCUACAUCUGGGACAUCUGCUGUUCAUGGCUUUACAAUGAGUUAUGCAAGUGGUAGUGAAUGAUUCUUCCCAGUACCUCAGCAACGUGGAAGAAUUAAUGUUGUUGUCUCCAUUUUGCAGACCAAGAAGGUCAGCUUAUAUUUUCCUCAUCUCUAUUAUCUCAUUGUUCCACACCGGGCAGGAUUUAGAACACCAGAGGGGAGCUGCUUGUGUCACACAGUUGUAGCAGUCAGUACAAGAAAUGGCAGAGCCUUCCAUCAGAAAAUCCUAAAGCUUCCAGUGCAGCUCCUGGCGAGGGUGGGAAAGUGAAACAUCCUUGGCUUAGGAUAAGCACUGCUUAGGCACACACCGAACGCUGCCGUGUUAGCAACCUACUAAGAAGAAAAUUAACCCAGGCAAAGCUCAGGAAAUUCCUCUAACUACUCAUUUGCAUGUGGAGCUGCACUAAAAGCAUCCUCGCCUGGCCGCGCCGCUCUUUCUCCUUUAAGGCAUCGCUGCCCCAGCAGCUGUCCGGGGUGGAGUCACAGCAGCAGAGCCUUUCGGUUUCGUUUCUUUCUGCUCUCUGCUGAUAGGAGGAAGGCCAUCCAGCAGAAGGAAAGACAAACAAUGGCAGAAGACAGCAAGUUCUGCAAAAAUUGUAAACGAGACGUGGCUGCUGCCAAUUUCUCCCUCCAUGAGGCCCAUUGCUUGAGAUUUCUCACUCUCUGUCUGGAAUGUGAUGAGCCAAUUGCCCAGAAGGAUAUGACAGACCAUCAGGCAGAAGCACACAAGCAGGUCAGAUGUAAUCUUUGUCACCAAGGCAUGCAGCAGUUCCAACUGGAGCACCACCAGACCAAAGAAUGCCUCAAACGAACAAUGAGAUGCAAAAUCUGUGAGCUGGAGCUGCCCUUCCACAAGCUGCAGGAGCACCUGGGCACCUGUGCCAGCCGCACAGAGUGGUGUGGAGCCUGUAACAAGUACAUCAUGUACAGAGACCAGGGCAAGCACAGAGAGAUUUGUCAGAACAGUGACCUGUCCUAUCGUGAGGAUGAGAACCUGCAAACCAGGGAAGCAUCCACUAAGGCAACAUUUAUUCACCCCACUGGUACUGGUGGCAAUGUCUGUCAGAAGUGCAGUAAGUCAUUCCCAGAUGAGCAGUACUCCCAGCACCUGAAAGAAUGCAGUGCAGCCCAAAAGCUGACAGAAGUUCUUGCUGACGAGGCCACUUCAAAACUCAGCAGUGAUCCACCGCAGCCACCUUCCUCCUCUCUGGCUCCCUCUUCCUGCUCCAAGAAUGCAACGGUGUGGAAGGAUGUCCGUCCCAAGGUGAAAGAAAGGCACAAGCCAAUGACCUCCAAAACCUUGCUUAAACCCCCAGAGCACGAAGAGAUUGGCUUUCCCUCUCCCAUGUCACCUGAAGCUCUUGAAGGCAUCCACUCUUAUGACAUGCUGGUGACCUGUGCCUCCUGCAACAUUAUUCUGCCACUUCCAACCCUUCAGAAACAUGAGAUCAAAUGUCUGCGUUUAACAUCUUCGAAUCUGCUGGGAUGAAACAAAAAUCAAGCCCUGGAGAAAAAGCAAAGUUCACUAUCAGAGGAUGCUGGCUGGAACCAACACACAACUGCUGUGACCUACUUCUCAGACACAAACUCGUUACCAGGAGCACACUCGGGAUGGGAAGGCAGGCAGAGCUCAGAAACUGCGGUUCAGCAAGGGCCCAGGCUCGUUUAUGUGUGUGUGGGAGACUGAGCUGAAAUACACCAACGGACGGUGCAAGA